Neodiprion fabricii is the source of this 1972-nucleotide messenger RNA. RefSeq names its product ubiquitin-associated domain-containing protein 1 (gene Kpc2). Gene Ontology annotation, molecular function: protein binding. NCBI's taxonomy places the organism in Eukaryota, Metazoa, Arthropoda, Insecta, Hymenoptera, Diprionidae. The transcript has 8 exons. Bases 1 to 1407 code for a protein of 468 amino acids. The record is from RefSeq and is a predicted model, not a curated record.
AUGUUUCCAUGGAUGCGUGGACAAAUACUGGAAGCCUGGAGUAGCAGACGGAGCUCUCGAGAAGCCGGGAGGCGCUCCUCGGCUCUCUCUUCUGCGGACCCAGGAAAUCCCUCUAGAAAUUCAGGUGUUACAAUGCUUGUGUCACCACAGUCAAUCCCUGAGAGUUUCUCAGUUAACAUUAUCAGUUUGGAGGGCCAUGUGUUUGGCAUCAACAUCAAGCCAGACUUUACCAUAGAAAAAAUUAAAGCAGCCGCAACUAAACACUUUUAUGGACAAGACACAGCAAAGCCUUCAUCAUGCUUUAGAUUAGUUCAUGCAACAAAACUAAAGUCGUUAUCUGAUGAAAAAAAAGCAGAGGAAGAGGGCAUUGAAAAGUUUGAUGAGUUGCUGAUGGUGGAGAUCCAUCCAGUUAUAAUAAAAGAAAAUCUAACAGAAGAGAUUCUAAAAGGACCCAGUGAGGAGGUGAUAGCUCGAAUCACGGCAGGACUUCCAAUUAAAAACCCAUCACGACCUGCGCCCAGUGCCGAUUGCCCAGCUGAUUUUCAGAAUGAAAUAAGAAAGAUUCUCAUCACACUGGUCCAAACUUCUGCAAAGAUUUUAAAUCAUAGUCCUGAAGCAGCUAAAAUUUAUGAAGUAAUUAGGGAAAGAUGGGAGGCCAGAUGCAAACCGCCAAAUGAUCCCAAGUCUGUUAAAUAUCUCAUGGAUAUGGGCUUCUCGGAGAAGAAAGUAUUGAAAGCUCUACGGCUCAGGAAGAUGAAUACUUCUGAAGCACUUGAGUGGCUCAUAGAGCAUGGAGAUGAUCCAGAUGAAGAAGAUUUUGAGUUACCAUCGUUAGACGCGAGUCUAGAUGUGGAUACAGGAGGACCUAGUUCCUCAGGAACUUCGGGCAGAAGGAGAAGUCUCAAGGAAGCAUGUGUCGAUUUAUUCAAAGGAGGUAGUCAGAGUUCCAAGAGAGAGCCAAACUUGAUUAACGUCGUCGCUCUGCUGUUAGAGUCUUUUCGUCAGUUCAAAAAACUCGAUUUCAAACCAAACACGAGGGUGAUAUCCUCACUUCAAGAGAUGGGGUUUGAGGAGAAGAAAAUCAUAGAAGCACUGAAAGUCACUGGAAAUAAUCAACCAAAUGCAUGCGAAUGGCUCUUAGGUGAGAGACGCCCUAGCUUAGAAGAUUUGGACGAAGGCCUGGACCCUGACGGGCCAAUUUAUAAAGCAAUUAUGUCAAACCCUCACAUACAACUCAGUCUCACCAGUCCAAAAAUGUUACUAGCAUACUUAUCGAUGCUGGAGAGUCCAAUGUCAGCGAAUAUCUGGAUAAAUGACCCAGAAGCUUCACCAGUGUUGAGCCAAAUUUUCAAAACCUACCAUGCGGAAAAACAUGCUAUUCACAUGAAUCGUUUUGUUGAGAGCUAACAGUAGCAGAGUAUAGAAACUGUUUCAGAAUCACAGAAAAAAAAUGAAAAAAAAAAAAGAAUUAUAAUGCCUAGUACAAAUUUAAAAAAUUUUAAAUAUAAUUCAUGAUACGUUGAAGAUAAGUUACUGUUAUUAACUGCCUGGCAUGUUAAAGUUCAUUCUAGUCAAUAUUAAAACAAAAUAUAAAUUAUCGUUAAAGUAUUUAUGCUAUUCGUUCGUUACUUACUCAGUAGCAAAUAGUGAUAUGUAAUAGUAAAAAAGGUACUAUCAUUGUGAGGAAAGUAUAUAAAGUGCUUGAUAUUUAUUCCUAACGAUAUUUAACGAAUUUUACAUGUAAUAAUUGCUACUAUUACGCAUAUGAAAUGGUAUACAAACUAUUAUGUAUACUCGCGUACACCAACAAAUAUAUUUUUAUAUUAAAAUGGGCCUUCAAGAUCUAGUUUAUAUACCUAUUUCAAUUCAAAAUGGCAUGCAUAAUUUUAAACUAUUUUUUUCGAGCGAAGUUCAAUGUCGAAAGAAAACUUUGUUAAACGCUGAAGCAAAUAAACUCUGUCUGAAAUCAUUA